GGGAAACUCAACACAAUGAUUUGAUGUCUUAUAUUAUGCACUAUAAAACUGUAAAUAGGUCAUCUCAUUUGACUAACCCCACAACACAAACACAGCACGUGCGGUGCAGAGGCUCGUUCUGCGUGUAGGUGACAGUAGUUUCUCUUUUGUCAGAGAACAAAGUUUCUCUUUUGUCUGUUUGAAAGUGAACUUAAGCGGAAACAGAACACACUUCAAGACAAAUCGCUUGAAGGACAUAUUUCAAGAAUAACUGCUUUUUGUAAUAGGAUGUAAUACUUCCGCUCAAGUCUGGCUAAAGGUUGGAUCACAGCAGGCGCAAGUAAUAAAACAUAUUUUAAUGGCCGUGGGAAUGAGCUCCAACUCAUCUUCAGACCGUUGUGACUGGGUGUGCUGGAUCCAGUGGUGUGUGUAUAUGCCCAUUCUGGUUGCUGGUCUCCCUUUGAACCUAGGCGCUCUGUGGCAGCUCUACUUCAGUGUUCGACGCUGGAGUGAAUCCACAGUUUACCUCACCAACCUGAUAAUAAAUGACAGCCUGCUGAUGCUCUCUCUGCCCUUUAAGAUACACGCUUACGAGAAUGACUGGACCCUUGGCCGUAUCUUCUGCUCUUUGCUGGAGAGCCUGCUCUAUGUCAACAUCUACGGCAGUAUAAUGCUGAGCGUGUGCAUCGCCGUGGACCGCUAUAUUGCUCUCCAGUUUCCAUUUGCCGCCCGCCGUUUGCGAUCUCCGCGCAAAGCAGGGCUUCUGUGUCUGGUCAUUUGGUUGUUGGUUUUCAUAAGCAGUACCCCCAUCUACAAACUCCACGAUAACCCCAAUAACCACACUGACAAAUCUUACUGCUUUCAGCACUUCUCACAGAGUACCUGGACAAAAAGUGGUAUUCUGGUUGCUAUGGAGACUGUGUUUUGCAGCAGCACCAUGGUGAUGGUGUUCUGUUCUGUGCGCGUGGUGCAGAUCUUGCGUGAUUUGAGGGCACGCAACCCUGGCGAUGCCAAACUACGCAACAACAAGAGUGUAAAGAUCGUCCUCAGUAACCUGGUGGUCUUCCUCACAUGCUUCAUCCCUUACCACAUUGCGGCGCUGGUGUACUUCCAUGCAAAGACGCACAAUUGGGACUCAAAGAUCAUAGAUCAGCUACGCUACUUUAUUCACAUAAGCAUUUGUAUUAGUAAUGUGAAUUGCUUGGCAGAUGGUGCAUGUUACUAUUUCAUUCUUAAAGAGAACCUGCAGUCGGCACAGCGAGAGAGGAGAAUGGCUGUACACGUAAGAGACUUACGGAUACGAGAAUCAAAGACUCAUACAUUUGAAGAAAUGUGUAACUGGACAUCCAAAGCCACUGAGAAGACGGAAAUAUGUGUGGACACUGGUUUUACAUAAAAUACCUUCUCAAAAACUCAGGGAGACAAUCAAGGCAUGUCAGAAACAAAGAUCCAAAUGCCAGGGAGAUUACUCUUAUGGAUCAAUCCUAGGGUAACACAGCAAAGAAGGACAGUGGACUGGUACAUAGACAAAUGUAGGUGGAUGGAGUGCAUACUCAGUAUUAAGCCUUUCUGUCACAUGUAAACAGCUCAGUUGGCUAAUUUUGGGGCUCCAAAAAAAAAAAAAAAAGAGCUAGUUGAAUGUUAUGACUGUUUGUGAAAUUGAUAUUUCAGAUUUGCAAGCAAAAGUUUUUGUUUGCUGUGGGUUAUGAAGCAUUUUUUUUUCAUCUGAACAUGUUUAGCAGGGCUGCCAACUCUCACGCGUUGAGUGUGUCACGCAAUUGACACUGUUCUCAUGCUCUCACACCACACAGCCCUCUCACACAGUUAUAAUGUCAUGGAGCAAAGAGGACACUGACAGUGCACAGACAGACAAGACAGAGCAGGCAGCACCGUGCAGCAGCAGCGAGUUAUUCAGACCAAUCAGGGGGAAAACAGCAGCACAGUGUCUCUUCCUCUCCUCUCGCAACAACUCUCACACCGAGCUGAACUCAAAAGUUGGCAGCCCUGUUUAACAUCAAAUUUAUGUAUGUUGCAUUUACAUUUCAGAUAGUUCAAGCUAUAAGUGCUCAUUUGUGAUAUGCAACAUUUCGAGUGGAUUUUUACAAUACGUAUAACUAGUGGUAACUGACUAAGAACUGUGAUUUGGCUUUGUCCUGCUCAAAAAAUGUUGUUAGCCAUUCAGACACCUCUGCUUGUCUACGUUGAUAGUUAGAUCAUAUAGACCUAGCCUUGUACAAGGCUCUUAGUUGAGGAACUGUUUCUUCAAUAGAAUUAGUUUGGGCCCAUUAAUUAAACAAACUCAUGUUCCUUAUCUCACCACCAGAGGCCAACCUUUCUUCAAGGCUUUCCGUCUAAGAAAAGGCUGUUGGCCAACAAGAGGUUUAUAGGUCCCAUAAACCGAGAACACAAAGCAGACAGUGUCAUUUUAAAAUAAAUGUUUAACUUUAAUGCUAUCCUCCUACAAUAGUAUGAAGAAUAAUUAUAAGUAUUAUAAGAUUAAAGCAGAUAUCAGAGCUUCCUGUUUGGCAGCAGAAGCAAUUACACCUUCUUUUUUUUUGUGUAUGUGUGAUGCAUGUAGAAAUCUGGUAUGAAUGCAGCGGAGAGUGUGUGUCUAUGUAUUUUUGCUGCAUGUUUAGAAUGUUGGAAAUAGUGGUGAUGCCGAUAUCUAUAGAGCAUUGUGCCUAAUGCCUGAUUUAAAACUGAACUGUGUAACUUAUUCUGUUGAAAUACUGUUAUCCCAGGUUAAUAUGAAGAGACAACUGUAAGCCAUUUGUAGGUUAAUUUUCUCGAAAACUGUGAACACUGUCUCUGUGAUGCUAUUAAAAAAGUUUGUUUGACAGACCUGUCAAAUUUUAACACUUACUCAAAAAUAGAAAAAAACAUGCACACUUGCUCACUGCUCCAACAUUUUAUUCUAAAACCAUGUGGUUAAUGUUUUGACUCAUACUUCCACAGAACUCGUAUGAGUCGAAACGUUAACCACAUGGAUUCAAAUGUUGGAGCAGUGAGCAAGUGUGCAAGUUUUCUAUUUUUGAGUCAGUGUUACUGUCAGUUCUCUAAAAGUUUACAGGUCCGUCAAAACAUACUUUUUUAAUAGCAUCACAAGAUUUUCCUAUUUUUGAUUUUGCUUCUUUUUUGACUUGGCAGCUUGCAGAGUUUGUUUUGAUGUGCGUGGGUUCUUACAGAUAUAGUAACAUUGACUCAACCAAUUCUUUGUUUGUUCAGUCAGUAGCAGAUGGGGGCGUAUUCAGAAAGCUGUUUGAAAACUAUUUUUGCAAUUCCGUUUGGUGGCACUAGUGGUGCAGAAACUACACACAUCAGCUUUAAUGCUGAUGUGCAUUAUAUACCAUUUAAUACAAAUGCAAAUGAGACGCACACAAAAAAUAGACCGCAUUGAUAGCAAAGCUGUGAGGCUUAGACUUACAGGGCUCUUUUUACGUGAGUGUGCAAA
Messenger RNA from Myxocyprinus asiaticus (Chinese sucker), 3430 nucleotides. RefSeq names its product G protein-coupled receptor 55a (gene gpr55a). Gene Ontology annotation, molecular function: G protein-coupled receptor activity. Gene Ontology annotation, biological process: positive regulation of Rho protein signal transduction; phospholipase C-activating G protein-coupled receptor signaling pathway. Lineage: Eukaryota; Metazoa; Chordata; Actinopteri; Cypriniformes; Catostomidae. Gene Ontology annotation, cellular component: membrane. The transcript is spliced from 2 exons. The record is from RefSeq and is a predicted model, not a curated record. Bases 338 to 1375 code for a protein of 345 amino acids.